This is a messenger RNA of Dermacentor albipictus, 10537 nucleotides long. NCBI's taxonomy places the organism in Eukaryota, Metazoa, Arthropoda, Arachnida, Ixodida, Ixodidae. The record is from RefSeq and is a predicted model, not a curated record.
GUCUUCUGGCGGGAAACAAAAAGAGCGCCGCCGCUGGUGCACACGUGCACACCUUGGAAUCCUUCCAGAAGCGCGCGGACGAGCUGCAAGUCACUUCCCCGGUCGCGGGCGCGCGAGAGGUGACGCCUCCUCCUUCGCGUACAGAGCGCAUCUGUGAAUGACUCCCGCGCUCACGUGACUGCGCUCCGAAGGCGGCGAGAGCGCGCGGCAGCCCUCGCUGCGCGCGUUUUAGAGACCUCGCAAAGCGUCCGGAACAGCUCCGGCCGCCGCGGCGUUUUGGUGGAACGGCUGGCGUGUCCGCAGCAGCUGGCGUGGAACACGACUCUCGGGCUCUCCCCCCAGGUCGGCAAACGCACACACACACAAACACACACACCUCGGCGGCAGUGAGCGCAACCUGUUGGUGUCGGUCACGCGGUGGGACCCCUGUGGGACUGUGGCUCGCGGGCGCUGCGGCAUGCGACAAGCGAUUCGCCCAUCCGAGCGCCCAUCGUGCUGAAAAGCGAGGCUUCUGACUUCUGGCUAUGUCGCUCAACAAGGAUCCGCGUCAUUUCAAGAAGUGUAAGAGCGCCACUUUUCGAGUCGACGGGCUGUCCUACACCAUAGUGGCCAAUCCGCCUCCAGAGGCUCCUGCCAAGGAUGCUCCCGAAGGAGAGGCCGAAGAGGAGGAUGCUGGAGACCCCACCAAGCCGGGCACGGUGGUGGUGCGUCGCUUCCAGCCCCGCGUGGCCACGGUUGUGCGCGAGAAGGCUGGCGAGCAGUGCGACGAGGGCGGCCGCCAAAACGAGGACGAUGCCGAGACGGAGGCGGCCGCCGGCGAGCGCCGCAACGGCAAGAGCCACGGAGCACUGGGCGACGCCCGGCCGCUGCCGCCUGUCGACACGCUGGAGGCCUGCGACAAAGCCGCAAACAGGUUGCGAGACCUGUCGACGCACCUCCAACACGGCGACGUUCCUUUAGAUAUGCUUCAAAAAACACUUCAAUACGCAGCCUGCGUCCUUGAAGCCGUUUGCCAAGAUGAAACAAGGAGGCAGACGCCGAUUCCACCCCAGCCACCACCUUCUUCGCUUCUCGAAACGCCGUUACCACCAUCCGGGGUGGCGACGUCUUUGUCAGUGUGUCCCAACGAGAAGAAAAUUCCUGCCACCGAUGUUCUCCCGGCAGACAGCGUCCCGCGGCAGCCGGGGGUUGAACAGCGGCGAAGGGCCCUCAUAAACGCCAACUCAAAGUUCAACAGCGGAUCGUUUUCCAAAGGUGCUCAGUCAUUUUUUCGGAAGAUGCUGGACGAGGAGGAUGACCUGUCAGAAGUGCAACCGGAUGCGGUGCCCAAUGAAGUGCGAGAAUGGUUGGCGUCCACCUUCACGCGUCAAGCGGCAACGCAGAGGAAGCGGUCGGAGGACAAGCCACGGUUUCGUUCUGUGGCCAACGCUAUCCGGGCAGGCAUUAUGGUUGAGAAAAUUUACCGACGGAUGUCAAGCUCAACGCUCCUGCAGAUUCCUAAUCACCUUGCAGUUUUACUCAAGUCUGUAGACGACUGGUGUUUUGAUGUGUUCAACGUGAACGAGGUAGCAAAUGGACAAGUCCUGCGCUAUCUGACAUAUGAGUUGUUCGGAAGGUAUGGGAUAGUCCACAAGUUCAAGGUGUCGUCAGCAGCGCUAGAGAACUUUAUCUCUGCUGUGGAGCAAGGGUACUGCAAAUAUAAAAAUCCCUACCACAACAACCUGCACGCAGCAGACGUCACCCAGACCGUCCAUUACAUGCUCUACUCAGCAGGCAUCGGUGGCUGGUUGACAGAACUGGAAGCAUUUGCCACCUUGUUUGCAGCAAUUAUCCAUGAUUAUGAACAUACUGGAACAACCAACAACUUCCAUGUGAUGUCUCGGUCAGAAACUGCGCUCAUCUACAAUGACCGAUCGGUUCUCGAAAACCAUCACAUCAGUGCUGCUUUUCGCCUGUUAACAGAUGAUGAUCAGAACAUAUUAUCCAGCCUAAGCAAAGAAGAGUACAAAGAAUUCCGUCUGUUGGUUAUUGAAAUGGUCCUGGCAACCGAUAUGACCUCUCACUUCCAGCAAGUGAAGACCAUGAAGACAGCCCUGAGUCAUCAUGAUUUCAGCCUUGACAAGGCCAAAGCACUCAGCUUAAUUCUACACUGUUGCGACAUUAGUCACCCAAGCAAGGAGUGGAGGCUGCAUCAUAGGUGGACAUAUCUCCUUAUGGAAGAAUUCUUUCAACAGGGUGACAAAGAACAUGAACUUGGACUUCCAUACUCGCCACUGUGCGACAGGAACACAACGUUAAUUGCAGAGUCUCAGAUAGGCUUUAUUGACUUCAUUUUAAAUCCAACCAUGGAUGUGUGCGGAGACCUCUUGGAAAAAAUACUCCUUCAGGUUUCACAAAGAACUACUGAGGACAGCAUUUCAGAAGAAGGCAGCGAGAACAAGGGAACAGAGGCACUGAGUGAAGAUGAUGCCAAGGCACAGGAUGACAGCAAAAGCAAGGAUGAUGCCAAGCAGCAGAAUGACAGUAAAGAGGAGGAUGCCAAACCACAUGAAGAAGGCAAAAAACAGAAUGAGGAAAAAAUUCAGCAACGCUCACUUUCCAUGGUUCAGCCAAUACGCACAACAAGCACUACAAGCAUCACAAGUCUCUCAAGCAUAACAGCAACCAGCACUGAUGAAGGCAUCAAAUGUGGCAAAAUGGAAAGUGCACCUUCUUCACCAAGGUCACCAAAAGGACAACUCGCCCCCAAAAAGCUCAAGAGGCCUUGGCUCAAAUACUUGGAAGAGAAUCGUAGCAUGUGGCAAGAAAGGGCAGCACAAGAUGCAGAGGCAAGAAGAAAACGAGCAAGCCAAGGAAAUGAAGCAGUGGAGUCUAACCGGGCAGAGUCCAUGCCAGUGGAGUCGAAGACAGCCUUGCUGAAGUCCCAACAGUCCAAGCCUUUGGAUUCUAAAGCCUCUGAGGCCAAGCUGCUAGAGUCCACAUCCACUGAGCCUCAGCCUACAAGCUCCAGAGCACUUGAGUUUAUGCCAGUAGACUAGUCUCUGCUAGCACAUUAAAAUGUGUGCUAGCUUUUGGAAGCUUUUUAUGAGCUCGGCCAAUUCAAAUGUUCACUCUGACGUUUGUGCACCUGUCAACAUUUGCACAGCAAGAUGCCCUCACAGCUACUCUUCAUUGUGAACAAGUAUAUGCCAUCAAGAUCUACAUAUGUGAACAUUACCUUAGCUUAACUACUCCACCAUGGUGAAAUCAUUCAGUCUUGUUGCUUUAUUUCCCUUAACCUAAAUAUAUGGCACCUAGUUUUGUCAGUGCAUUUUAGUUGAAAGCAUAACUAGCUUCCUCAAGACAUCUUGUCUUACGCAGCAUGCACACACAUGCAGGUACACACGCACUUGUACACAACACACCCAGGCACUUUGAAGUCAUUCCUUCCAGUCUGCCCUCAUUCUAGCUCACAUUGUUUGUCACACUAGCAGGAUAUACUAGCUAGUAUUCGACAUGGGCACAAAACUAGCUGAGGCUUUUCAACAAAGCUAAGCUAUCAUGCACACUCCAGGCAAAGGAAUACUUGGUGACAAUGUAAGCUUACUGUUGGCUGCUUUUAUUUAUGCUUCUGAGAUGCACAUUUUGCUUUCUUUACCUCAUUAUGUUCAUUCUGUAUGCUGUGAUCAUUUAAAACAGUCUUAAACCUAUGACCUAUACAGGUUAUGUAUAUUAAUAUAGUGAAUGCAAGUUUUAAGAAUAUUUGAAGAUGUCUCUGCUUUUUUUUUUCUUUUUUGUGCUGUGAUUUGUUUUUUGAUGGCUUUCAUUCCAAUUUUUCAAUCGCAUCAAGUAUAAUGAAAAUAUGUGAGGCAAUGUACAUUUAUGGUUCCAUCCUGUUUAUGAGAACUAAGCUUGUCUUCACUCGGGGACUACUGCAAUUUUCAACAUGUAAUUACGUGCUGCUUUCCUCACUCUACUCUUCCAAAAAAAGACUUUCUGUUAAAAUUCCCUUAAAUUCAAGGCGCAUUUACCACCCAAUGUCUUUUUAUUUAAGGCUCGACUUUUUCAAACAAACCGUCGGUUGUUUGUCUGAUGUGACUGAACUGUUAAAACAUUUCUACACUGAGGUUCUACAGCAAGCAGUGCGUACAUUUUAGCAGCAUCAGUGCGUUGUCGUACACGGGUGAAGAAACAGUUCCAGUGACCUUGUUGCAGUGGCCUGUUGCAUAUGGCGAUAGUUGUGCAAGUUAUGUACAGCAACAUUUUGCUGUGGCACCAUGUGAUAAAGAUGUUCAUUGGGUAAUAUGCUUGACAGGGAAGGCUGAUAAGAUAGUAAUGUAAGAUCCUCAUUGUCAUCUCUUUUAUCUAUUUAAGUACAAUAUGGUUUAACCCCUUGUCUAAAGUGAAGCUUGUUGUAACAUGUACAUAGCACAAAGGGGUAAAAUGUUUCCGUGCAACCUUAAAAUAAAGCAUGGCCUUACACUUUAGGCUUGCCCUUAGCAUGUCAUUAAAUGCAGAAAUAAUUAAUUUGCGAUUACUCAAUGUAGUUCUUCACUUAAUGCAGCUAACCCCAAGACAGCAGCGCCUUCAGAUAGGGAUGUAGUUUUGUAUAAAAGAUGCAGUAAUAUAUUAACUAUUUUAUCGUGCAGAACUAUAUGCAGAGCAUGAACAGGUAUUUUUGCAAAAAAAAAUAAGGAAUAAUGAUGUCCACACCAAAAAAUUUAAUUAUAAUAACCAUGUAAUGUGGAACUUCUUGCAUUAUUUACUCCCAGUAGCGGUACUGUUAUCAAUGCAGUGAUUUUACUGCCUUAUUGCUUUACAAUAAGACUAAAAUUUUUGUGAAGCCUCUUAUUUUCUGUUGCAGCUAUUUCAAUGCCAUGUAACAACGAAAACGUCAAGUGUAUUGUCUUAUUGAUUAACAUAAGUUAUGUUGUAUUCAUACAUGGUAAGGAAUUAUAUAUACACAUAUAAAGGCGUAUAUUAUAUACACAUAAAAUGUUAUAUUUACAUUUCAUGUUGACACCAUUAUUCCAAAGCAACAAAAAGCGCUGUCCUUACUUAAGGUGGUCUACUACCCAGUUUCACACUGAUGCCCGUCUUAUUGCAAAAAGAUAUUUUCGUAGGUCGGGGAUGUGCAUAGCAACGAACCAUCAGUGUUUUUCCGGUAUAUUGUUAUUUUUCCUUUUUCUUUCCAUCACGUUUUUCCCAGUUAAUACCUCCAACAAAUGCUUGAGCAUAGGCUUGCUUUGCUUCAGGCUGACUAUCAUAUCAAUGAUUACUUCAGUGCUGUAAUUGCCAUCUAUGCUUAAGACAGUGGCUACACCUUGGCAUGUUGCUUGCCACGUGACGCUGCCUUUCAGCUGCAGGUGGCAAAUAUCUAGCGCUUCCCUCAACUCCAAGAUUGUAGCAAUGGAACCAAGAUGGAAAAGCACUGCAGUAUGUAACUAAAAUAUAUUUUGCUGCUAAAGAAAGUCUUGUAGAACUAUAUAUAUAUAAAUCAUUACCGCUUGCCAGGUUUUAAUAGUACUGGCUCACUGGACCUUUGAAGAGUCUCAAGCAGCUUACAAUGUACUGCUUUGAAAUGUAGAUCCCUUAAGAUGUAUAUAUGCACAGCACAUCUUACCAGUAUGUAUGGACAUCCUGAAUGUAUGAGAUGCACUUGGUAUUCAUAUAAUGGUUGUGUACAAGGCUGCAAUGCUACUCGGUGUAAAAGUUUUCUUGAGUGACAGUGUCCCUAUCCUUCUAUGACUUUGCAGGCUGCCAGCGUGCCAAGCUGUAUGUUUGCAUGUUUCUCAUCGUGUGUGUACAGAAAUUUCAGACAGCCUCCAGGGACAAGGGACUGUGUGUUAAUGAGUGAAGUGCACCUGUUUUCCAUUUACGAAGUUGCAUUUAAUGUCAGAACAGUACCCUACAGCACUUCCACCCUCCAACACCUCCAUUUCCUGCAGCUCUCUGCAUUCUUCACCCGACAAAUUUUUUUUUUUUUUAAUUCUAAACUGCUCUGCAACACCUGGGAUGUUGCAUUCACAAAUUGCGUACAGCAGUGACUGCUUUUCUUGAAAUAAUACAUACAGUAUCUUAAGUUUCAGAAGCCUUAUUGUUCUGGCAUGGCUAAAUUCAGCUUCCUGGCUUAUGCUAAUGCGACAAAACAAAGAAGUGUUGCAAACAUCAUGAUGCUUUGAUUGUUACAGAAAAUCUGAAAUAUUGUCCUUUGCUCUGCAUAGGCUUUACAAGUUAUGUGACGUUCCUAAAGGGCAGAGAAAAAAACAUUGAAUCCACAAAGUGGGGGAAAAUGGGGGUCAUAUAAGAAAAAAAAUAUAUGCAUAGAUAUUAAGCCUCUUGCUAAAAUAGUGUUUGAAGUCAUGCCAUCAAAUUGUGUAAGUAGAGGCUGUAAACAUAGCUUGCAUUCUGCUCAUUCUACAUAUACACACAAGAAAAUAAAUGAGCAAGCUUACAUACACCUUAAACUGCUAUUGUGAACUAGUUUUCUCUACUUGACAAAAAUGUAUACAACCAACCUCACACUAAGCUACGGUCUAGUCACCCCUAUAGUAUAACAGAACAAACAUUAUUUAUACUUUUUGUCUUUCACAUAUAUCUGUCCAUUAACUGCAAGCAUAAGUGCUCGCAAUUUGUGGCCAACAGUGUAACAACCCAUGGACCAGGCACAAUGUUUCUUCCUUUGCACAAAGCUUUGCGCUCAGCACAGGCUGGACUGAAGGAAACUGAAACUGGAACUUUUGAACAUGUUUCCUGCAUGGUAAUCCAGCUAUUGUACUGCUAAAAGCUUACUAGUGUCUGUAGUGGCUCGGUAUCAUAUCUGCUAAUGCCCCUGUUGCCAUAUAGUACAAAAAGCCCCCUUUGUGCUGAUCUACACUGGAAGUGCAUGGUACGUACAUAUCAUGUUAAAAGUGGUAAUUUGGACCAGAUGGUAGGUAGACUGUAAAACCAAAACAUAAAUACGAAAGGACACACAAGGGCCAAACAGCAUACAUGUGAAGUCUUUCACCCCUACCCUUUGCAUUAUGCUAGUAUCAACCCUCUUUGGUGUUAAACUCUUUUGCAACAGGCAGUUAUAAGAGAGACAGAAGGCAGCCUAGAGUCCUGCUACAUAAUCAUUUGUUGGCAAUGCCAUAUCAUUGCUCGAAUCAUGUACACUGUACUGCUUUGCUAAAUCUGAUAAACAAAACAAAAAAGAAACAAAAAAAAACAGACUAUGAUGCACUUCUGAUCCCAAGAAGUUGUGCUCCAAGAACAACAUUUUUGUGGCAAGAGUAUCAAGCCAUCGGUGUGUUGCGCAAUGGAAUGAAAAGGCCCACAGAAAGGCCAUAGUAUGUGCAAGGAUAUGGCAGCUAAUACUUGAAUGAUAACCUUCCCACUGUAGUUAUGAGCUGUACUAAGCUUUAAGACAAGUCAAUUUCACAAAAGUGCUGUGGGACUGCAUCAUAAAUGCCAUUCACCAUAUGAUAAAACCAGGUGUAGAAAUGAACAAAGCAAAAAAAAGGAAGUUAAAACAAAUUUCCUCAGUUACACUUUGACGUAGAGGCCAAUUUUGUUUGAAGGCAGCUGCAGGGACUCUGAUGGCCUGUUAGAAGCCUGCAAAAUUGUUUGUCUGUAUAAUCUAAUGUACUAGAAAUAUUGCUAAGUCUAUUUCAGUAUAGAAAAAAUGUCAGCAGUUAUACAUGAAAGGGCAAUGUUGUCAUCCGUCUAAGAGUAGCAUGUAGCUACAAAGGAAACCCAUAUGGUUUUUGCAGAAAGAAAGCUUUCCACUUGAAAAAAUUCAUGUGUGUAGAACAGAAUGCUAACACCUUUUUGCAGUGGUUGCGCUACCAUAUGAACAAGCCAGGAGGCUAGUAUAUUGUAGAGUGAAGAUGAAAUAAUUGAUAACUCAAAUCACAAGUACACAAUAUUGCUGCUUUAUGCUGCUAUCGAGUCCUUAGUGAAAACCCUAAUAGAAACGCCGGUAAUCUAAUCAACAAUAGCCUAAUAGGUUCUUGUAGGGAGAACCAUUACUCUAUUUGCUUGCUGACAGCCAAUGGCCUAGUCUAAUAAAAUAUUGGCAUUUUCAUUAGGACCCAUAUACUUAAUUGAUUCAAGAAAUACCUGAUGCUCAAUUUGACCCAGAAUAUUGCACCAAGCUCUAAGCAUAUACACAAACUAUCAAUGGUUGCCCAUCGUUUCACUAUGUGCAAUCUCUCUCGCAUGAUAUAUAUAUAUAUACGCAAGCAAAAUUUGACUGGCCAAAUGGUCGCAGUAGUUCGAGAAAAUAGGUGGUAUUAUGGCAGAUUAUGCAGUUAAUGAAUGCUGUUCUCCACUGAUCACUCCAAACAAAAAGAUCACUUAUUUGAGGACUAACACUUUCAUUAUGCUAUUAGUAGCAAUUCAGUUUUGUUGUGGCAUUCUGCUUAUCCAGUGAAUUAUAAAGAUCAAUUAACAUAUUGAGUCCUAUCAAAACCAAAUGCCGUUUAGUUCAAAUACAAAUUCCAACAUUCACAAGUCUGCUACUACAACAUACAAGGCCAGAAAGCUUUAGAUAUAGCAAUCCUAAUUGACGGUGGGUCUAAUACAUAGUUCUGUCAAUCAGAAAGCAUUGUCUUGCCUUUACAGGCACUAAUACAAAUUGCCUGUAAUCUAAUAUGUACCAAAUGCCAAUUCCUAUAGGACUGGUAAGGAAACUAAUAAACAAUUGUACCAGACUAAUAUAAGCUAUUAGACUAAUAAAUUUACAUCAAAUACAAAGUUUUAAGGCUAACACAAAACUCUGUCGUAAUAUAAAUUAGGAGUGGACGACAAUUUUCCCUUUUAUGAAACUUCUGCCACCUUCCAGAUUUCCGCAGAACUGAUUUGCCAUAUUCUGUGAGCCGUUAUAUAUGUACCAGUGCAAGAAACACUCUUUCAUGCCAUAAAUUUUUUAAUUGUUGUACCUUACAUAUAGCUAAUUAUUCCUUUACGUACGAGUUUAUAUUUCUGCACCCUUACUAGGCAUGAAGGAAACAAACUGCCAAACGUUUAGUGCUAGGCCUUGGUGGUCCCUGCUAAAGCAUUUGUGCAGUCAUUUACUCAGCCUCUGUAGCCAUGUCUGACUUAUCAGGAGCAUCACAACACCUACCUUGCAGAGUUCCCUGCAGCAACAUUUUUUUCACACAGACCGCCUAUUGUAGUGGGAAUGUGCCAAUUUUUGUCCGCUACAUGUACUGUGAAAAUAACACAUUCAGAUAAAAAACUUAGUCAAGUCCACCACAUUGCUUUUUUUUGUGGAGGCACUCACUUCUCUAUGACCCUCAACAAAUGUUUAAAUACUGCAUGAAGCUAUUCUUGAAUGGCUAUGUGUGGAUCCAGCACUACACAAUGCUUAAGGAAGAGAACUGCAGGGCAAGAAAACUGUCAACAGAGCUUCUUCGUAGUUGUAUAACUGUUUUAUUUGCAUUCAUCAGCCACCCUACUACAUGUGAGAACCUUGCAAAGUACUAGCGCUCCAAUAUCAGUCUGUAAAACUUGAUGCAGCUGGAGAUAGGCAGCACAUGAUUGCACAUUCAUGACACAUCUAACCAGCACUUGCCCCCCAAUUCUUACAGGAAAACUGUACAGCUAUAAGCAUUAGUACGUUUUUGUUCACUUGUUGAAACUGCACAAAAGGUGCAGGUAUGAGCCACAAAACAAUGCUUUGUAGCAUUGUUAUUUUUCUUUUUUCAUUUUUUUCAGAAGCAGCUAAAACACUUCAAGAGCUCCUGUAGAGUUCCAUUUAUUAAUAUUUAAGGAUGCAACUCUGGCUACUCGAACAAAGCAUCAAAACAAACUACUGCACUCCACAAGGUUUCACUAUACUGUGUUUCCUCUGAUCACUGACCCAAUGUUUGUGAUGUUCCAGAGUCUGACCACGUAUUGACCACACUUGACAUCUGUGUUCCAGCUUUCAAACCACUUACUGGUGUCAGCUUCUCUCCAAAACUAUAAUGUUUGAUUAGUUGUUCUGUACUCUACAUUCUGUGUAGAUGUGUACAAUGCACAUCGAAAAGUUUAAUAGCCCACAUGCAUACUAAAGGACAACUAUUGUGCAAAGUAUCUUACAAGAAAAGCCUUGAAAAUGCAAACCCUUAUUCCAUUUUUACCUCUGUGCUCCGCAAGUUGGUCAUCUGCAUUGUUUUUGAGUGUGUAACCUCCUGUAAUGGAUUGUCCACAACUUUAGGGACAAGCUGCCUCAUUAUGUGCAGUCAGGAAAUCUUGUCAUAAUAAAUAUGUAACAUCUGACUAUGUAAAUAUGAUGUUUUUGGGCGACUGCCCAUGACACUGUUGUCCAGUAUGUAAAUUUGUCAGUGAUCUACUUUCUGUUACCCUUGUACAUUCAGAUUAGUAGUGAUGAAAACACUGAAUUGGUACUGCUUUUCAAGCAUUUGGUACUAGACCACUGUCCUGUGUCAGUAUAGAUGUGAAAAAGGGAGGUUUAAUCAGUGACACAAAGCACGCUGUUCAAUAUGCCACAUUUAAGCAGAAAAGGGAGAUAUUGCUUGUUGACAAGUGUAACCUAAUUUAAUGUAAUAAAGGAUGACUUGUCAGUUAC